AUGAUACCCAAGGCUUUUGAGACAGUCUCCUCUGCACACUUGUCUUUAGAGACUAAUUAUACCAUCAACAUAUAUCCGCCAGCGAGUAAUGCCAUAAGACUAAGUCUUGAUAUCCUUAGUUUUCUGAAGCAGAACGGUUUGGAUGCCCGUGAGCUCCUGAAACUUCCUGCUGUUCGUCUGCGGGUCGUCGAUGACACCCGACCUUUGAGGGAUUACUUCGUUUCCUCUUCGCAUAACACAUAUCUACUCGCAUGGCAAGUCCUCGGUCGUGCGUCUUCCGAGUGCUACACACAUGUUCUCUCCAAGAACGCACGCUGCGUUGAGAUCGAUGUUUGGUGGUCUUCCAAGGGUCCGAUUGUCACCCACGGACAUACGCUUAGUCGAAGCGUCACAUUCAAGGCAGUCUGCGAGGCUAUUGAUGAAGCAAUUCAUGACGAAGACUGGCCUGUUAUUAUCAGUCUAGAGUGCCACGUGCCGAUAGCCCACCAAGGCGAACUCGUGGAUAUCAUGAAGGAUACAUGGGGCAAUAAGUUGGUGCAGGAACCAUUGGAAGGUGUCAGCGGUGAUGGUAUAUCUCCAAGGGAUCUGAAAGGAAAAAUCUUACUAAUGGUGGAGUAUUAUCCGGACGCAUAUUGCGAGGAGAUCAGCGCAGAUUCUGAGGCAUUGGAUCAUGACUCGUGUACUAGCAUCGAGUAUGAUGAGAUUUCCGAACUUCAUUAUGAGAUCGACCCUGUGCUUAAGAUGGCGAAUCAUGCCCAUGCAAAGAUUGCAGAUUCGCUGGCCGAUCUGGGUUUCUACGCAAGAAGUAUGAAACCGAUCAAACACUGGCUUACUGAAGGCAAGUGCUCACCAGUCGCUUCAUUCGUGCUUAUAUAUCUUCCUCUAGAGUUACCAAGUCCCCCAUAUCCCCAAAAUAUCCUGAUGAACAUCAACGAAUCGUGCAUGCUAUCUAUGCUCCCGCACUCACUGUCAGAGUUGAUCGAACAUUCUCUGCAUCGAAUUCGACGUAUCUAUCCUCGUGGUGUACGUUUGAGCUCGAGUAAUCUUGACCCGUUGAGGCAAUGGCGCAACGGCUCCCAGAUUGUGUGUCUCAAUUGGCAGAACUUCGACUAUGGUAUGCAGCUUAAUGAAGCCAUGUUUGCUGGGACUCCUGGCUGGGUCGAGAAGCCAAGACGUUUGACAGGAGUCGAGCGCAAUGUGAAGGUGACAUGCAACGUUAUCGGAAUCAGUUCCUUGCCUCGCCCGAAAGAACACACGGAAUUUACACCGUAUGUUCAUGCGGAACUUUUUAAUUCUUCGAAGAACCAAGAUUGGCAAUCCGAGCACAUUGAGUGCAAAGAUGUUCCAGAGGAUGGCGUAGACGUCACGUGGAAUGGCUGUUUUGAAUGGAAAUUUGAGGAGGAUGACUUGACAUUUAUCCGCUUACGUAUCCUUUGCCAUAGAGGACUCUUAAGGGAUGAGGAAAUGUUGGUUUUCUGUGCUCGUCUCCACGACCUUGAGGAGGGCUGGAGGUUCAUUCACCUGCUAUCGAUGGAUGGCAGACGCACUGGGGCAACGCUGCUAGUUCGAUUUACAAUCAGUGGAAUAUAG
Molecule: messenger RNA, 1590 nt
Organism: Suillus fuscotomentosus
Lineage: Eukaryota; Fungi; Basidiomycota; Agaricomycetes; Boletales; Suillaceae
Product: PLC-like phosphodiesterase
Exons: 6
Coding region: 1-1590 (529 amino acids)
Biological process (GO): lipid metabolic process; phosphatidylinositol-mediated signaling
Molecular function (GO): phosphatidylinositol-4,5-bisphosphate phospholipase C activity
Source: RefSeq, a predicted model, not a curated record